Hibiscus syriacus is the source of this 647-nucleotide messenger RNA. Its product is annotated as GLABRA2 expression modulator-like. The record is from RefSeq and is a predicted model, not a curated record. Bases 171 to 590 code for a protein of 139 amino acids. NCBI's taxonomy places the organism in Eukaryota, Viridiplantae, Streptophyta, Magnoliopsida, Malvales, Malvaceae. The transcript has a single exon.
UAAGUUAUUCUUUUCUUUUGUUAAAAAAGAAUAAAAACAAUUCAGUUAAAUUCAAACAAAUCAAAAAGAAUAAAACACAAGGCGGUCGCGAAGAUAAAAUACCAACCUCCAGCCGCUAAACUUCCAGCGAAAAACCUCGCGCGCGGCCAUUUUUACUGAACGUUCGCAGAAUGGAGCAAUCAAAGACGGUAGCCGAGCCAAAGUCCAGAUCAAAGCAACCUCCGGCCGAAGAAUCUCACCAGAAAGAGUCGGAUCCCGCAAUGGACGCUGAAGGCUUUGUUAUGGUGUCAACAACAGAGCCGGAAGUACAACAAGGGAAACAGACUCAGAAUCCGAGAGAGAGUGAGAUUCAAAGCGAGCAAAUGCAAUCACCGAAUCAAACGUCAUCCGGAUCGAGGAAAACGGUUCACUGGAGUCCUGAGUCGGUUAGUGAAUCGCCUGCUGCGGAUCACGGCGUUGCCGGAUCCGCUCCUGACGGACCUAAUCCUUACAUCGCUCACGAUUCCGCUCCCGAAUCUUUUUCGACUUCCUUCAAAGGCAAGCAAUUAGACAUUUAUUCCGAUUUCAGUAGCUUUAUUUUUUUUCUCUAAAUCUUUAAAUAAUUAUGAAAUUGGAAACAGAGAAAAUGGACACAGUGAAAGAGGUAU